GCGGAGUCCUUUCUACUCACCAACCGCGACGGUGCCUGCCCGUUCGCAUCCACCAUGGACCUGCCGUCAUCCCGAGAGAUUGACCUGGAGAACCUUCUGAGAGAACGAGAUGCGCAGGUGGCCGAACUCACGGACGAAGUUACACACCUCCGCCAAUACCUGUCAACUCAGCCGCCACCCUCCGUGACGGACCCUGCUUCACUGCCACCAGCUUGGGUGUCGAUAUUGUUACCACACAUCCGUGACCAUGCGACAUCCGCGUCGACAUCGAGUACCGUCACCGCAGCUCUCACACAGAGAUACAAGACGCUACAAGAGGAAAAUGACGAGCUCUACGAGCUUUUGAAGGCCGGAGAGACCGGCAAACUCAAAGAAGACGUCCGCGCAUUGCGGCGGGUAGUUCAGAAGCUGGAAGGGGCGCUAAAAGAUUCUCAUCAAGUCAUUUCGUCACUCUCUGCAGAGCUCGACAAGUCGCAUGAAGCUCUCGCGGCGAAUAGCCGCCAAGCAUACAUGCCUAAAGUGCAGGCGCAUUCGCAGUCGCCUGCCCCUCUACGAAAUCACUAUCCACAACAACAGUCCUAUCCACCGCCAGGGCCCAACGGAUCGGGCAAGCUCCCGCCUACGGGUCCCCGAGCACAGAAAAAGCCACGGCUCUCAGAGUCGCACGCAUCACCUGCUCCGCCCAAUCUGUCUGGCCGGCCAGGCUCAGCGGCGAGCUACGCACAAUCUGCUGCUUCGUCUCCUCGCGACACGCGCGAGCGACGUCCAGAGUCGGUGGACCGGAAGCCUCCCCCUGGGAUGGACACCGAGGAGGACGAGCGCAGCAGGCCACGAUCACCUGAUCGCCCGCGCGAGCGCGACCGUCCGCCCCACACGGAUGUUGGCAGUGAUCGCGGACGUGACCGUCCUCCCCACACCGACAUUGCGCGCGGACGUGAUCGACCGCCGCAUACAGAUAGCGACCGGGGGCGCGACCGCCCACCUCACGCCGACAGGGAUCGGGUUCGUGACCGAGAACGAGACAAAGACCGUGAGAAGAACCGCGAGCGGGAGAGAGACCGUGACCGGACGUCCCGGCGGAAUGGUGGAGGACGGUCUGGCGGUGGGGGAGGAGGAGGCCGCCGGAGUGGGCGGGGACAGAACAACCUACCAGCAUUCGACAGCACGGAUCGGACGUUGGCGGAAAGGAUGGGACUGUGACGGACCCAUAGUUGGGACAUUGCUUGGACGGACAGGACAGGAUGUGUCUGUAUUUGCAUGAUGAUGACGGACCCGGCGCGGUCCACUAGUGUACACGGUACGAUCAUCUUUCCUUAGACCCCGCAUCAUCUAUUCCUCGGUCCACGCGCAUCUAACUUAUUCGUAUUUGC
Fomitopsis serialis is the source of this 1370-nucleotide messenger RNA. RefSeq lists its product as uncharacterized. Gene Ontology annotation, cellular component: nucleus. The coding region runs from base 55 to 1200 and encodes 381 amino acids. The record is from RefSeq and is a predicted model, not a curated record. Lineage: Eukaryota; Fungi; Basidiomycota; Agaricomycetes; Polyporales; Fomitopsidaceae. Gene Ontology annotation, biological process: regulation of alternative mRNA splicing, via spliceosome. The transcript is spliced from 4 exons.